This is a messenger RNA of Penicillium pulvis, 324 nucleotides long. RefSeq lists its product as uncharacterized. The transcript has 2 exons. NCBI's taxonomy places the organism in Eukaryota, Fungi, Ascomycota, Eurotiomycetes, Eurotiales, Aspergillaceae. The coding region runs from base 1 to 324 and encodes 107 amino acids. The record is from RefSeq and is a predicted model, not a curated record.
AUGAGUGAAUUGCCUCCGGAGUCUAUAAUUUUAAAGCCAAAAAAAUAUUUGAAGCCCCCAGAACACCCUGGUCUGAUCCAACACGGCCCCGAAACUCGCCUUCUGAAGCUGACGCUCGCCCACAAUCGGAGCCCGGAUACGAGGAAGAAUGCCACCGCUUCAUCACAGAGGAGUAUAUCCCUAAAGCAGUGGCGAUCCAUCAACGCCAACAAUUACAGGGCUAUAGCUACCAUGAUCAGCUCACCCCCAAUGGCAGUCGAAACCAAUAUGGAAGAAGCACUUCUCCCCAACGCCAGUACGGAAUGUAUUGAGUACCGAGUGUGA